GAGUUUAACAUGGUCACAUCACCGCCAGUGAAGGAAAACUUUCGCAUUUAAUAACAUGCUUAUACACCACAUUUCUCAUAGUUGUAGUCAAAGUCUGUUUAUUCCUCUAUGCUUUGCUCAUAGUUUUAAUAUCCGCCAAUACAUGCUCAUACACCAUAUUUCAUCAAAAUAUGAAGAAACCAAGUGGUCCUCCGUUCCUCCUCUUCAUGCUUCUCAUAACUCUACUAGUUGAAACAAGAGUAGCAGAUCCAAGAUACCAAACAGUUGAGCUCAGGUGCAAAACUACAUUAGAACAAAACACAACCAUCUUUGUUCCCAACUGCAUCGCCACCAUGGAUAUCGUUGGCAACAAGACUCGAACUUUCGGUUUUGGAGUAGCAAAUGUGGGCUUAGGGCCUGACGGUUCCUACGGCCUUGCCCAGUGUUAUGGAGACCUCUCCUCACUUGACUGCGCUCUUUGCUUUUCCAGGGCUCGCAUUCUCAGUCCCGAAUGCUAUCCUUACAAUGGGGGCAGCACCUACUUGGAUGGUUGCUUCUUGCGUUAUGAGAAUUAUAGCUUCGUCCAAGAGUUUACAGGUCCUGGAGACAAGGUUGUGUGUGGAAAUAGAUCGCGAAAGGGGCUUGAAUUCCAGAAGUCUGCCAGAAAAGCUGUGUUGGAUGCAGCUGCAGCUGCACCAGACCAGGGAGGCUACUCCAAGUCAGCAGUGUGUGUGUCAGUGCCGACGAAUGAUUCAGCUUAUGUGUUGGCAAAUUGCUGGAGAACAUUGAAUGCAACCUCUUGCAGAACAUGUUUGGACAAAGCAUCAGCCUUGAUAAUGGGUUGCUUGCCAUGGUCAGAAGGGCGGGCUCUGUACACAGGUUGCUUCAUGAGGUAUUCAGACACAAACUUCCUGAACGCAGAACAGAGUGGUGGGCGAUCAAAAGGGAGCAAACUAGCGAUGAUGGUGGUUGCCGUUUUGAGUUCUGUGGCUGCUUUAAUCAUCCUCGUGGCUAUUGGAGUUCAUAUUUGGAGGCACAGGAGAAUACAAAAGAAAAGAAGAGGUACAAAUGAUACAGUAAAAAUGGUGAAGAUGCUUAAUGACAGUAGCUUGAAUUUUAAGUACUCUGCACUAGAAAAGGCCACUGGAUCUUUUGAUGAUGCCAACAAGCUCGGCCAAGGAGGAUUUGGAACAGUUUAUAAGGGAGUUCUGCCUGAUGGAAGGGAGAUUGCUGUGAAGAGGCUUUUCUUUAAUCAAAGAUACAGAGCUGCAGAUUUUUAUAAUGAAGUUAACAUGAUAAGUACCCUGGAACACAAGAAUUUGGUCAGGUUGUUGGGUUGCAGCUGUUCAGGACCAGAAAGCCUUCUUGUCUAUGAAAUUCUCCCAAACAAGAGCCUUGACGGCUUCCUCUUCGAUCCAAGAAGAGGUAAAGCACUGAAUUGGAAAAGAAGAUUUGAAAUAAUCAAAGGGACAUCAGAAGGUUUGGUCUACCUUCAUGAGAACCCCAAUGUUAGAAUCAUCCACAGAGAUAUAAAAGCCAGCAACAUCCUAUUAGAUUCAAAGCUUCAAGCUAAAAUUGCUGAUUUUGGGUUGGCAAGGUCUUUCCAAGAAGAUAAAAGCCACAUCAGUACAGCCAUUGCAGGAACACUAGGGUAUAUGGCUCCAGAGUACAUAACCUGUGGUCAGUUAACAAAAAAGGUAGAUGUCUAUAGCUUUGGGGUGCUUUUACUAGAGACUGUUACUGGAAUGCAGAACAGCAGAAACGAAACAUCUGAGUACUCUGAUAGUCUUGUCACUUCUGUAAGUUUCUAUACAUCAUCCUUUCCAUUUCCCUUAUAUUUUCCCCAGAAAAGAGGUGCCUUCAUUAAGACCAUCAAUGUCAAAGGCCCUACAAAUGCUGUUGAAGAAUGA
Macadamia integrifolia is the source of this 1889-nucleotide messenger RNA. RefSeq names its product cysteine-rich receptor-like protein kinase 2. The coding region runs from base 171 to 1889 and encodes 572 amino acids. The record is from RefSeq and is a predicted model, not a curated record. Gene Ontology annotation, molecular function: protein kinase activity; ATP binding. The transcript is spliced from 7 exons. Gene Ontology annotation, biological process: protein phosphorylation. NCBI's taxonomy places the organism in Eukaryota, Viridiplantae, Streptophyta, Magnoliopsida, Proteales, Proteaceae.